CAUUUCUCACCAUGCGUAUGAUGUAUUGUCCUUAUUAUGGCAUUGAUUAAAUUCAGACAAAAUGAAACCCAAAUUCAAAUGCAACUCCGGUGGGUCCGCCGCCCCUCAAUUCAAAACGUUCUAUAUAUACACCUCCAGCCUCCGGAGUUGAUUCUCUGUUAAUAAAACGAUUAUUAUUUCUCUCUCUCUCUCGGGUCGCCGGAGUAUAAGAUUCCGGCAGCCUAUCAUUGUUGGUAAAUAAUCAAGAUUCCGGCUAAAAACUCGCCGGAAAGUCUUGAUUGAUGGCCAAAGGUCGAAAACUAACUACUAGUCGGAGUGAACUGUAUUUAGGAAGCUUUAGCUAUAGCCACGGCCACGGAGCGGCGGCGAACGGUUCGUCGGAGCUCCGGGAAGAUGAAGUUUGGUCAAUGGUUGAUGACGAAUCGGCGGUCAACGAGGUCACUUACCCAGCUAGCUCGGAGUGGAGCACACGCGCCUCCGUGGAGAGUAACGGAAGCUUGAGCGGCAGCUAUAAGAGCCGCCGCCCAAACCCACUCACCGACCACCACCACCACCGCCGCCGCCAUGUCGGUGGCUUGUCGUUGGCCUUCGACAACUCGAGCAGCAACGCAUCCUCACCGAGAAUCGUCCACCAGUUCCGGCCGCCGGACAGCAUGGCGGAGUCUCCACGUGCCCGCCACGUGGCCAGCUCGGCGCCAGUUAAUGUGCCUGAUUGGUCGAAGAUCUACCGGGUUAACUCGGUGGAGUCGAUGCAGGACUCGGACGAUGGGAUGUAUGACGACUCGGAGGUUGUUCCACCACACGAGUACUUGGCGCGUGAGUAUGCGCGUAGCAGGAAAAUGGUGGCCAACUCGGUUUUUGAAGGGGUUGGGCGAAAACUCAAGGGCCGGGACCUGAGCCGAGUUAGGGAUACAGUGUGGAGCCAGACCGGGUUCGAUGGCUAAAAAUUACUACAUAAUUAAGAAGUUUAAUUAACUAUCUUAUUAAUCAUGGUAAAUAUUUGAAUUUUGGUACCCUUUUUUUUUUGGUUAAUUGAUUUCUUGGAUAUUGCUAAGUGCAAAUAUUUAAGUGUUUCGCCGUUCGUAAGAUUUUUUUUCUUUUUUAAAUGCAAUUUUCGACGAUGUAAUUCUCUUUAUAUAGGUCGUGUUCUGUGUAUUAUGCGAAAACUCAAGUGUAAAAUUAUAGUAGUUCUUUCGAUAAAAUUCUGAGAUUAU
Molecule: messenger RNA, 1214 nt
Organism: Erythranthe guttata (spotted monkey flower)
Lineage: Eukaryota; Viridiplantae; Streptophyta; Magnoliopsida; Lamiales; Phrymaceae
Product: protein S40-6
Source: RefSeq, a predicted model, not a curated record